Macadamia integrifolia is the source of this 1893-nucleotide messenger RNA. RefSeq lists its product as uncharacterized. Lineage: Eukaryota; Viridiplantae; Streptophyta; Magnoliopsida; Proteales; Proteaceae. The record is from RefSeq and is a predicted model, not a curated record. Bases 826 to 1575 code for a protein of 249 amino acids. The transcript is spliced from 4 exons.
UCAUCACGUUCUCCACCAUCAUCGUCAUCGUCAGCGUCAGCAGUAUCAGAGCACACAGCUUCGAACACUACUCUCUAAUAUGGAAUGGUACAAACCCACAAACUGUAACACAUCAGAAAUCAUCUGCUGCUUUUUCUGCACACUCCCCUCUCUCUAUACGAUUACCCUUAUAUCUCUCUCUCUCUCUCUCUCUCUCUCUCUCUCUCUUCACCAAACCUAAGCAAAACACCUACACCACCAAACAAAGAGAAGAGGAGAGAAACAACAGAUCAGCCCGCCUCAAAAAACAAGAGUCCACCCACAACAAGAAAGGGCGUUUCUCUCUCUCUCUCUCUUCUCUCUCCCAUCCCUAAUGGCCCAGCUGGACCAAAAUUUAUGUAGAAGAAAAAACACAAAAGAAGGAAAGAUGAGGAGAAGAUGGAAGGAAAGAAGGAAAGAUGUCUUCAAACCUAUUGCAACCGAACCACCUUAAAAGUAACUUUCUCGGAAAUACCCCUUCUUCUGCACUGCAACCCCGCAAAAAUCUAUCUUCAUCACAACCCAAUAAAAUUUAUUUCCGAUUUUUAUGUGGCCUUUUCCUUCCUUGUUGUCUUGGUCAGAGUUUCAGAGAAAAGAGGAAUCCUUCUUCUAUAACUCUUCUUCUUCUUUUAUUACUUUUAUUUCUUUCUCUGACUCUCUCCCUAUCUUCCCCCCCCCCCCCAAUCUCUUACCUGUCUACAUUUAAUUGAUUGAACGUAUCUUCUUCCCUUCGAGGUUCUUCUUUUCUUUUCUUCUUCUUGUGGGUUUGUCGGUUUUUUUUUGGCUUUGCUUUCUCUGUGGGAUGUUAUGUCGAAGAAGAUGAAGAGGGUUGCGAUGGAUUCUUCUUCUUCAUACAUGGUUGAUGAGGAGGCUCGAGCCAGGUUCAAACAUCAAAGUCUCAUGCAGGAUUACCAAGAAUUGCUUAAGGACACACAGGCUUUAAAGAAUCAGUUGCAGGGAACAAAACAGAAAAGAUCGACUCUCAAAGCUGAAGUCAGAUUCUUGAGGCAAAGAUAUAAACAUCUAGUAGCAGUCCAAUCGCCAAGCACUCAAGCUGAACCAGAUCCUUCUAGAUUUAUGAACACUGAACUCCGAGGUGAACCACUUGUAGAGAGGAGGAGUUACAGGGAAAAUGAAGCCUUAUUACCCAACCAUUCAGUUUCAGAGAGGAGGAGUUACAAGGCAAAGGAAGCUAUUCAAUUACCCAACCAUUCAGUUUCAGAGAGGAGGAGUUACAAGGCAAAGGAAACUACUCAAUUACCCAACCAUUCAGUUUCAGAGAAAAGGAGUUACAAGGCAAAGGAAGCUACGCAAUUACCCAACCAUACAGUUUUCGACUUGAACCAGGUUUCGAGAGGAGAAGAUGAAGAAGCAUUUCAGGCUUUAGCACCAGUGGGAACGGAGAUGCUCCCAAAUAACUAUUUGGGGCCUAUAGGUGGAGGAGAUGAACAACCUACCGAUCUAAACUUACCUAUUUGUAGAGGUAUUGGAAAUGGGUCUAGUCGACCAGGGAAGAGGAAGAUUACAUGGUCAGAUCAGGUGGCUUUGAGGGUUUAGAUUACCCUUUCUAUAUUAGCUGAAUGGCCAUUUGAGUAAUGGCUUUGAAUGGUUUUACUACCAUCUCUUCUUAGUGUUAUUCAUUUUCAAAUUUCCUCUUGGAAUUUGUAUAGGAUGAAGAAUGAAAUUUUAUAGGUCUAUUGUUUAUACAUGAUAUUUGUUGAAACAGUUCUUUGCAAAUGAAAAUCUAGAAGCAGGUACUCAUUAUUUGUCAUUGUAAUUGAUUUUAGUGUGGAAGUGAAACAAGUGUUGAUGAGCUUUUGAUCGCUCUUUUCCCCCCUCUAUUAUAUUUUCAAGAAAUAAAAUUUAGUUUUUAUU